Quercus lobata is the source of this 2529-nucleotide messenger RNA. RefSeq names its product diacylglycerol kinase 5-like. NCBI's taxonomy places the organism in Eukaryota, Viridiplantae, Streptophyta, Magnoliopsida, Fagales, Fagaceae. Gene Ontology annotation, biological process: phospholipase C-activating G protein-coupled receptor signaling pathway. Gene Ontology annotation, molecular function: ATP-dependent diacylglycerol kinase activity. Bases 826 to 2286 code for a protein of 486 amino acids. The record is from RefSeq and is a predicted model, not a curated record. The transcript has 12 exons. Gene Ontology annotation, cellular component: membrane.
AAUCUAUACUCUCUUUACGACAUCGUUUUAUAUUAAUCGUCUCUGUGAAUGAAUAACUAUAAGUGGAGAACCUGUUUGGUUGCCAGGAAUUCCAAGCUAUUUGAAAACCAAAACACUCCUCCGAGGAUUUGUUUUUUAAAUUUUUUUUGUUUGGAAGUUCUUGUCGACCAAACGGAGCGUAAAACGGAAAUGGAAUUCCUGAACAGGAUUUCGAUCCGUUCGGGGAAUCGAUUGCGUGAAUUUUCGUUGAUUUCUCAAAGUUUAGCCAGGGAUAUUGGGGGUUCAUUUUGUGAUUUUCUUUCUAGGAGGUGUAGGAAUUUUGUGCCUACCAUUUCUACAAUUUUUGUUGUUUGGUUCUUCAUAAUUCUUGUUUUUUUGAUCAAAUGUGACGUGUAAGCAAGCAUGUAUGUAAGUUUUGUGACAUUGUGUUCUGCUCCUUAGUUUAUAAACCUAGAGUUCUUUGACUAUAUUAUGCAUCAAUGAGAAUUUGGUAUGUCCAUGUAUUAAUUCACUUUCGAAUCUGCUCCAUAAAUUCAUGUGUAAGUCGAAUUGUUAUGUUUUUAUUUUAGUUUAUUUUAAUUUUAUGUAAUCAUAGUUUAAUCUAACAUUGAAUACAUUUCAUAGAUUAAAUAUGUUUGUGUUUCCUGUAAAUUGUUAGCAUUGUAAAGUAUGUUAAUUGAUUGAGGAGUAUACUUAUUGUUUUCCUAAAAAAAACAUACUAGUCUAAUUGCAUCGGCGUGGUUUUAGUGAACUUCGAAAUAGAUUAGUUCUUACUUAAUUGUCAAGGUUGAUGAUUUUUGUUUGAUCUGCAGUUGGGAAUUUGUAAUGGGUGAUACUAUAUCUGAUAAUAGUUUGAAGGACUUCUACAUUCCAAAUUACAUACUUGUACCCGGGUCAAAGGUAGAAGAUGUUUCCCAUGUACCUGCCUGUCCAGUGAUAGUUUUCAUUAAUUCUAAAAGCGGAGGCCAGUUGGGAGGGGAACUUCUUGUUACGUAUCGAGCUGUACUAAAUGAAAACCAGGUUUUUGAUUUGGGAGAAAAGGCCCCUGAUAAGGUGCUACACCAGCUCUAUGUUACUUUAGGAACCCUUAAGUACAGUGGAGAUACUUUGGCAACUGAAAUUGAAAAGAGACUGAGAAUAAUUGUUGCUGGUGGAGAUGGUACUGCCAGCUGGCUCCUUGGAGUAGUAUGUGAUCUCAAACUACCACAGCCACCUCCAAUCGCAACAGUGCCAUUGGGAACUGGAAACAACCUACCAUUUUCUUUUGGAUGGGGAAAGAAAAAUCCAGGUACUGACUGUCAAUCUGUGGAGUUUUUCUUGAAUCAAGUUAAGAUUGCAAAGGAAAUGAAAAUUGACAGCUGGCAUAUUAUCAUGAGGAUGAGGGCUCCAAAAGAAGGAUCUUGUGACCCUAUUGCACCUCUUGAACUACCCCAUUCUUUGCAUGCAUUUCAUCGUGUCUCCCAAACAGAUACAUUGAAUAAGGAGGGCUACCAUACAUUUCGUGGGGGAUUUUGGAACUACUUCAGCAUAGGAAUGGAUGCUCAAGUAUCGUAUGCAUUUCACUCUGAGAGAAAGUUGCACCCAGAAAAAUUUAAAAAUCAGUUAGUCAAUCAGAGUACUUAUUUGAAGCUUGGAUGCACUCAAGGAUGGUUUUGUGCUUCUCUAUUUCAUCCUUCUUCACGGAACAUUGCACAUCUGACAAAGGUUAGGAUCAUGAAAAGACAAGGUCAAUGGGAGGAUCUUAAAAUACCUCGUAGCAUUAGGUCUAUUGUUUGCCUUAACUUGCCCAGUUUUUCUGGUGGACUUAAUCCUUGGGGAACUCCACAUAGGAAGAAAUCGCAUGAUAGGGACCUAACUCCCCCGUAUGUGGAUGAUGGUGUAAUUGAGAUUGUCGGUUUUAGAGAUGCUUGGCAUGGGCUUGUUUUGCUCUCUCCAAAUGGACAUGGGACUCGUCUUGCACAGGCAAAUAGAAUCCGUUUCGAGUUCCAAAAGGGCGCAGCUGACCAUACAUUCAUGAGAAUUGAUGGGGAGCCAUGGAAACAACCCCUCCCAGUUGAUGAUGAUACGGUUGUGGUAGAAAUUUCACACCUUGGUCAAGUGAGCAUGCUUGCCACCCCAAAUUGCCGAUCUAAAAGUGUGUAUGACCCCUCUUCACCUGUUGGUCACCUUGAUGAAGAAGAGGAUAGUGCUGAAGAAUCCGUGGAAGAUUGGGAAGAACGAAGGAAGUUUGGUGCAGCCGACACUUUUAAAUUUCCCGAUGAGUUUGACAUAGCUCAUCUCAGUUAAUUACCUAAGACCUGACCCAUUCUUCUUUUGCACAUAUAUCUUUUCUUUCUUAUACUUCAUUAGCCUUCAUUUUCUUAUUGCGUUUGAUUUAUUUGUAGUAGAUGCGAAUGUGAUCCAAUUAAGUAUACUGGUAUGCUAUUGGCAGUAUGCAUUCUUGUAAACAGCUUUUCUUGCCUCUGUAAAUUUGAAAUUCUUUAACAGAAUUACAGUCAUAUACAUGUAUAGUUUUUUGAAAACAUCCCA